AUGGCCACUUUUACCAACGUACGUCACCCGACUGUCCUGUGGGCACAGCGCGAGGCAAUCGUCUACCUCACAAUCGAUCUGCACGACGCCCAGGACGCAAAGAUCGACCUGAAAGAGACAAGCAUUGACUUUAAGAACACAACGGCGGACGGCAGCGAGUAUGCCUUCCACCUGGACUUUUACAAGUCGAUUAAGCCCGAGGAGUCGAAGAAGUCGCUGACGGGCCGCAAGACCUUUUUGGUUUUGGAGAAGGCUGAGGGCGAGUGGUGGCCGCGUUUGACGAAGGAGGCAACUAAGCUGAACUUCCUCAAGACUGACUUUGAUCACUGGAAGGAUGAGGACGAUGAGGAGGAGGCUGAUGAGCCGGCAUUCCCUGGCAUGGACGGUGGUCCUGGUGGUCCUGGUGGUAUGGGCGGCAUGGGCGGCAUGGGCGGCAUGGGCGGCAUGGGCGGCAUGGGCGGCAUGGGAGGCAUGGGAGGCAUGGAUCUCCAAAGCAUGAUGGCCGGUAUGGGCGGCGCAGGCGGCAUGGAUCUCCAAAGCAUGAUGGCCGGUAUGGGUGGUGGUGCCCCUGGCGAGGACAAGGCCGAGGAUAAGGCCGAGGACAAGGCCGAGGAUAAGGCCGAGUAG
Kickxella alabastrina is the source of this 627-nucleotide messenger RNA. Its product is annotated as HSP20-like chaperone. Gene Ontology annotation, cellular component: nucleus; cytosol. The coding region runs from base 1 to 627 and encodes 208 amino acids. The record is from RefSeq and is a predicted model, not a curated record. The transcript is spliced from 3 exons. NCBI's taxonomy places the organism in Eukaryota, Fungi, Kickxellomycota, Kickxellomycetes, Kickxellales, Kickxellaceae. Gene Ontology annotation, biological process: protein folding; chaperone-mediated protein complex assembly. Gene Ontology annotation, molecular function: protein-folding chaperone binding; Hsp90 protein binding.